CGCGAUACUGCUUUCUUCUCUUCACCACGACCAUGUCGUCCAAUUCGACGACGGCCGAUUCCUCGGCCUCCAAUUCCGUCGUCGCUGCGAGCAGUUCCUCUGAAUCAUCUGCCGCCACUUCUGACCCCCCGGCCUCCACCUCUACCACGACCACUGACCCUCCAGCAUCUUCGUCAACCACCACUGGUCCCGACUCCUCUUCCACUACGACUACCACCGAUCCUGGAAACUCUACCUCCCCUCCAGUCAGUAGCUCGUCUUCAACGGCAAGCAGCGGUGUCACAAGCCCAUCGGUUUCCGGCUCAAGCUCCGCCGCAAGCUCCUCUGCGACUCCGACGCAAACUUCUUCCUCGUCUGUCGUCCCGUCCACAUCCACCCAAACGAGCACCGUAGUUGCCACCGAUGCCAACGGCUCGGUUUUCACCUCUGUGGUCACCUCGACCAUCGUGAGCACGCCCACCGUUGGUGCUUCUUCCGACCGCGCUACAACCUCCUCGUCGCAUACCGGUGCCAUCGUAGGCGGCGUCGUGGGCGGCCUGGCAGGCGCUGCCAUCCUUGCCACCCUCAUCUUCUUCAUCUGUCGCCGUCGCCGAAGAGACGACUUUGACGGAAACUUCGACCCCGACCGCGUCACAGGUGACAAUCGUGGCACCCUCCCCGACAUCGACCUCGCCGCGGCAGAAGCGGUGACGCCGUACAGCUAUAACCCUGGUGGGAUGCCCACCCCGCAACCCACAGGGGCUCCCGCGGCUGGUCAAGCCGAUAUGCGUCAGUACGGUGGACAUGUCCCGUCCUUCCUUGCUGGCGGCGUCGCAGGAGCGGGCGCGGGUGCGGCAAUGGGCUACGCGGCCAACGAAGGACGCACGGCCUCCCCGCCGUCGGCAUACACCCAGCCGUCUCAGUCGCAUUAUGCGCCUUCGUCCUCCGAUCAUGGCGGCUAUCCCGAUUACGCGGCGUACGCAGCGUAUGCGAACCCCUACCCGGCGCAGAGUGGGCCGCCCACGUCGUCCAACCCCAGCAGCCCCACGAACACGUCGUUCGGGCCCCAGACAGGCGUGGCCGGGCGCGACUUCCGGCAUCCGUCGCCCGGGCCGUCGCUCGCAGCCACGACGCUCACGGACCCGUCGACCUCGGGGAACUCCUCAAACCCCCCGGGGCCGGGCGUCAUCCCGAGCGCGAAGGAGCGCGAGGCAAUGCAGUACCGGAGACAGGUCGCAAAUCCCGAUGGCGCAGGCGCGGGCCCCUCCGGCGGCGUCUUGCAACACCAGGAUGGCGGCCGGCUGAACGCGACGCCCGAGGAUGAGGAGCCGUCGGAGAUCCCGCCGCGGUACGACUCUAUCGCCCACGACUGAGGCGUCGAAGUCGAGGUCGGGACUCGAGCUUAGAGCUCGGGGGAGGCGCGGGGUGGGUCUCGUUUGGGGAACGGAGACGGCUGGUCUGUCCGUGCCCGUGGGCUGAAAACAAGCUCGUACGAUCUUUUGUCGGCGAGUCCCCCAUCUCACUGCCUCGACCUCCGAUAGGGGCGGGGUCGGAGCGCACAACUAGACGUGUUCCCUCAUGCCUCUUCCUCCUUGUCAUUCUCCUGCCCCUGCACCCCCCCUGCUUCACACACUUGUGUCUCGCACCCGCUUCGCCCUCCGUCCAUGUCCUUAUGACCCAUGUUUUCUAUUUACAAUACAGCACGGCCACUAGUUCUUAUCACACACGUCACCCGUCGGACUCUGCGUGCCCUCUGCACGGCCGCGCACGGACGACCAUUACCACCCCUGUCUACAUCCCCCGCCGCCCUGUCCAAUGGGUGUCCGCGCCCGCGCCCGCCGCGCCGGCUUCUUGUUUGUACUACUCUCUUUCUUUGCUGCGCAUGUAUUGAUACGACACAACUCAU
This is a messenger RNA of Trametes versicolor FP-101664 SS1, 1885 nucleotides long. RefSeq lists its product as uncharacterized. The coding region runs from base 33 to 1352 and encodes 439 amino acids. Lineage: Eukaryota; Fungi; Basidiomycota; Agaricomycetes; Polyporales; Polyporaceae. The transcript has 3 exons. The record is from RefSeq and is a predicted model, not a curated record.